AUGUGUUUUUAUCGCUACCACUACUUUGGUGCUUGCCAGCACCAAAGCUGCUUUCUUACCGCGUUCUGCGAGAAGGCACUGCCGCUCGGCGCGUCGCCGCCAAAUAGAGAAUGUGAGUCCGCUAGCGAAGGGCAGGCGCAGCAGAGCAGGCACGAAGAGCAGGAGCAGGAUGGGCAAGAACAGCAGCAGGAUAGGCAAGAACAGCAGCAGGACGGGCAGGAACAGCAGCAGGAUGGGCAAGAACAGCAGCAGGAUGGGCAAGAACCGCAGCAGGAAAGGGAAGAACAGCAGCAGGACAGGCAAGAACAGCAACAGGAGCCAGCGAAAGCUCCCACCGGUGCCUACGACUACAGUCUCGAGUCCUUCCCGGCACUUUCGACCAAAACACCCCCAAAACCAGCAUCUUCGCUACAGGCUUCCUCUUCCGCGAACAAGAGCUCAGUAUCAUCCACUCCGACGUCUUACGCAAACGUCUUAUCUCUACCGCGUCAGCAGCCUCGCAGUCAGCAUCCAGCACCAAAAUCAGAAGACCAAGGUGACGAUAUGGCGACUCUGGGUUUUGGCCGACCCAGCUUCAGGAGCCUAUUCGCCUCCGGCCCCAGCAAGUCGACAGUUGCAGUCAACCCGGUGCACCAUGACACACAAGGGAAUGUAGUAAGUGGCAGGCAGAUCCUCUCCUACUCCUCACUCGCUGACCACGUACAGAACGUUAACGAACAGCCGCGCUCUACCCGUUCCAGGCAGACGGGACUCAGGGACAAUACCGAAGACAGCAGCAUUCUGCCAGACAUGUAAGUCAGGAUCCCGAGUUCCGGUUGCGAUGCGACAUUCGUGCUGACUUCUGGUGCUCUGGCAGCGGCGAAAACCUACAACACAUCGCCGUCUCGACUCGCGGCAACAUUCACGCGCAAAACGUUGGCACCGACAGCCAGUCGAUCUCCUCGCAUGACGGUGGUAUGUACAGUGACUCGUUGCACGAUAACUCGGGUAGGAGUCGUGUAUCAAUUGAAGCCAUUGAAUCCGACCUCCGUCUGGCACAAGAGGAGGUAGAGCGCAUCAAGGCUGCUCAGACAGCUGUCGAGAACAACGCUAUACCGCAACUGGAGCCAACGACAAGCCCGACUGCGAGAAGCCCGACUGUACGAAGUCCAACCGUUCGCAGCCCUCGCACUCUAAUCCCGCAACCACAGCGACCGUCGGCAGCAGCACGUCUCCAGGCUAGGCACGAGGAGAACGAGCGACGAGCCAAAGAAGCAGCAUCGAAGCCUCCUGUGGUUGAGCAGCCACCACCACCACCAAGCGCCAGCGAGUUUCCAGCACUCGGCAACACCACUCCGUCACAUCAACAGACAAGAAACGUACCUUCCAGCAGCUCACGCGGCCGCAGAGCAUCGUAUGCCAACAUCUCAGCCGGAUCAAAGCGAACCGGCAACCGCGCAGUCGUCUCAAUGACCCCGUCGAACUCUACACCCACUCGUCAUCCUACACGCUCUGCCGCGACCACGUCCGCUACAAGCCCUGGUGCUGUUGCAAGUCCAAUCCCUGAGGGGGAACCUAGUGAAGACAGCGUUGUCUUCUCUCCAGCUGGACGUCAGGCUGGCGACUCCAGUAACACGAUCAGAGGCCCAUCUUCACCCAUCCGGCAACCUCCUCGCUUCGCGCAGCCCACCAAAGCAUCUUCGAUUCGGACUAGCGAGAGCCAGCGAAAGGACUCGGUGAUACCUGGAAACAAGAGCAGCCCUGAGACGUCGCCCAACAAGACUGUGCGAACUCUGGCCCAGCGUCACCAGAAGCGGAGCUCUCUGCCAGGGGCGUGGACCUCAUCGCCAGCUUCUGCAACCUCGGACACCUCUGCAGCAGUCGGAUCACUGGGCGUCGCCAUCAGCCCAUCCCGUCAUGGAAAUACACGUCCGGUUGCGAAUAAGGAUAAAGUCAAAGCGAGAGCCGAUGCAGGUACCGAAACCCAGACAAUUCGCUCGUACAUGUCACCAACGAAGGCGACUGCGCAGCGUGAGCUGGCAACCUUGGGUCAGGAGAAUGUCAAGCAGGCGGCUCCACGAGUGCAGAAGCAGCCGUCGCCGAUCGAUACCACCAUUCCAGGUUGGACUCGGCCACCGCCAGACGUUUACUCGGAGUCUGCGCCGCUGUCAGCUCGAACGGUCUCAUCUCACUCGGAGUACAUUAUUACAGAGCGCCUCGAAAGCCCACCCUCAGCCGCGGUCUCAGCCUUUUUGGAUAGAACCACCAGGUUGCUAUCUCAGGCUCGGCGAUCUCACAACAUGUCGUCAUCUUCUUCUCUGUACUCUGCUGCGUCGACUCAUCCUUCAUCACGUCGCUCGACUAUCGGCAUCACGACAGUGGCGGAGGUGCUGUCAGUGGUGGCCAAGGAGACUGGACUACCGCCCAACAACUAUAUCAAGCGACGAGGCUCACACGGACAUCUUCUGGGUCCAAUUACCGAGAAGCUCAAUCGUCUUGGUCUUCUGGACCGGAGCAAGAGCAGCAACCUCCCGGAUAAUGCAUUCAGACCUUUGACCAGUGCGGCGCCGGGUGUGAACACCGCGGAUAAAAACAUGCCGAAGACGCCUUACAAGCAAUCAGACUCAACGACCCGAGAGGACUAUGGAGCGACUUCACCGCACCUUCGUCAAGCUCGUGCUGGGACUACGAGCAACUUUAGCCAGCCAGGUCUAUCCAGCGGUGUUCCAGCGGCUGGCCACAUAUCGUCUUCCGGUAUUGCGAGCAUGCUGGGCAGUUUAUCUCAGCCGCGCUCGCUGAGAGCGACCGCUCAAGAAUUCAGACCAAUGGCGCAGUCAACUCCGACGCACCCGCAGCGAACACAUCCAGCGCAGCAACGGCACGGAUAUAUCAGCAAUGCAGAGUGGAGUUCAUUGUCUCCGGAUAUCAAACAGGGAAUUUUCCUCGACCGGCAUUUUCGACGCAACAACCGCAACUCGCCCGUUCACUUGCACGAUAGCGCUCAGUACAAUCUGUCCCUCCCUUUCAGCCAGAUCAAUACCGAUGGCUCCUUCUCUGGACAAGUUGCCGCUCAUCUGGAAAGCUUUGGACAAUCCUCCGGCGCUGAAGCUGUGUCAGAACCUGUUCCGCAAGCUGGCCAUGUCUUGCAGCCAGAGGUCGAUCCAUCCACUAAUCGUUUGCAAUGGGUUGUGCGUGACGGUACCGGCAACAGUCAUCCCAUCAACCUUGGUAGAGCCGCUGCGCCAUCCUCGGGUUCUCCAGGGACUCCUGCGCUUUCUCCAAGGUCAGAUGACACGUCGCCGCGUCGAUCUCCACCAUCUCCUCCGCGCGGAUGGUCUAUCGCCUCUGCGGCCUCGAUGAGAGGCAGAUAUGGAUGGGCAGGUGGUGAUGGGCGCGAGAUCAAGUUCAGAGGAUACGGGCCUGAUGCAGAGCGCGAUCCGAACACUCCUGUCAACUUCAGCGUCCAAAACCGGGCAGGAAGCUACGGUGUCGUCGGUCCACGCAUGAUCGGUGGUGGAGAGGAUGACGAGGACUGGUCGGCUCCUCUUGCUCCUCGCUCCCGCCGCCAGUGGGCUGAAAUGAUGGGCUAUCCAAAGAUCCCGUGCGACCGUGUGGAGAUCACUAGUGCUUGUGAGACGUCUGUCCCUCUUGACCCGAAAGGGUGGGGAUACUGCUGGGACUGUGACCCAUGA
Molecule: messenger RNA, 3671 nt
Organism: Lecanosticta acicola
Lineage: Eukaryota; Fungi; Ascomycota; Dothideomycetes; Mycosphaerellales; Mycosphaerellaceae
Source: the annotation of a GenBank genome assembly